AUGACACUGCACUUGUUAGCCAAUACUCCUGAGCAUGAGGUCUGCCCUGCGGAGCUAUCUACAAGGACCCAUGACGUCACAGUCUGAAGACUUUGUAAGUGAGGCAUAAACUUUCUCUCGUCCACAGGGAGCAGAGAAGCCUGCUAUAUAGCAAACUCCUGCUGGCUGAGGAUCCUCCUGGUGGGCAAAUCUGGCUGUGGGAAAAGCGCCACGGGGAACAGCAUCCUCUGCCGACAAGCAUUCGAGUCCAGGCUCAGAGCCCAGUCAGUGACCAGGACCAGCAAGGCAGAGAUGGGCACAUGGAAGGGAAGGAGCUUCCUAGUGGUAGACACACCACCCAUCUUUGAGUCAGAGGCCCAGAACCAAGACAAGGACAUUGCAGACUGCUAUCUGCUGUGUGCCCCGGGACCCCAUGUACUGUUGCUGGUGACCCAGCUGGGACGCUUCACAGCCCAGGACACCAUAGCCGUCAGGAGGGUGAAGGAGAUCUUCGGGGCAGGAGUCAUGAGGCACAUGAUCCUCCUUUUUACCCACAAGGAAGACCUGGCCAAUGAGACCUUGGAUGAGUUUGUGACCCACACUGACAACCACAGCCUGCGCAGCCUGGUCCAGGAGUGUGGGAGGAGGUACUGUGCCUUUAAUAACAGGGCUUCUGGGGAAGAGCAGCAGGGGCAGCUGGCAGAGCUCAUGGCCCAGGUGAGGGCUCUGGAGCAGGAGUGUGAGGGCUCUUUCCACAGCAAUGACCUCUUCCUUCAUGCCCAUGUGCUCCUUAGUGAUAACACCAGUGAGAGCCAAGAAGCCUACAGGUGCUACCUGGCCAAGGUGAGGCAGGAGGUGGCGAGGCAGAAGCGGGAGCUGGAGGAGCAGGAGGGCAGCUUGGGGGCUAAGAUGCUUUGCAGAGUCAAGAUGUGCCUGGGCUCCCACAUCGCAGCAGCCACCCUUCUUAUUAUGUGUGGUUUGAUUUUUAUCACCAUUUUAGUUAACUUGUGUAUUACCCAGGAGCACUGA
Cricetulus griseus (Chinese hamster) is the source of this 1008-nucleotide messenger RNA. The record is from RefSeq and is a predicted model, not a curated record. NCBI's taxonomy places the organism in Eukaryota, Metazoa, Chordata, Mammalia, Rodentia, Cricetidae.